AUGAGGCUACUCUUGCUGGUGACAGCACUGCUCUCAUGGAUCCUCCAGGUGAGGGGCAGAGCGGUUUUCGCUCACUUCAUGGUUGGCAACACGGCCGAGUAUACCGACACAGACUGGGCGGACGACAUCAACAAGGCGAAAGAGGCGCAUAUCGAUGCUUUUGCUCUCAACAUGGCGCAGGGCGAAGAAAUGAACGACAAAUCUGUCAAGGCCGUCUUUGCUAAGGCUGAACAGCUCGGCUUUCAGUUAUUCUUCAGCUUCGACUACACCGGCAAUGGCCCAUGGAAGAAACAAGUCGUCAUUGAUAUGUUGAAGAAGUACAGCAGCAGCCCAGCUCACUUCCGCCACGAGGGCAAGCCUUUCGUAUCAACCUUCGAAGGCCCUGCACAGGCGGACGAUUGGAUCGAUAUCAAGGCUCAAACAGGCUGCUUCUUCGUACCUGACUGGAGUUCCGAUGGGGCUAAGAGAGCUAUGGAACGUGCUGGAGGCGUCGCAGACGGCCUGUUCAGCUGGGAUUCAUGGGCCUGGGGUGGUCAUGAUAUGGAUACCUACACCGAUGCCUCGUAUGACGAGUUCCUAGGCGGCAAGCCGUAUAUGAUGCCUGUAUCUCCUUGGUUUUAUACCAACAUGCCAGGUUUCGGCAAGAAUUGGCUCUGGCGGGGAGACCAUGCCUGGUAUGACCGAUGGGUGCAGGUCAACUGGUGGCAGCCUGAGUGGGUGCAGAUCAUCUCAUGGAACGAUUACGGCGAAUCCCAUCACAUCGGCCCCGUUAGGGACCACGCGCUCGUUGCCUUCAAGACAGGCAAAUCUCCUUACAACUACGCCCUCGACCGUCCCCACGACGCUUGGAGGACUCUCUUGCCUUUCACUAUCGAUCUCUACAAGCACAAUACCGCCACCAUCACGCAGGAAGGUGUCGAAUUCUGGUAUCGCAGAGUUUGCCGCAAGGACUGCAAUGACGGCGGCACUACGGGCAACACCGCAUCGCAGGUCCAGCUGGAGUAUAAGCCCUCUGAGCUAGUGUCAGAUGAGGUUUUCUUCUCGGCACUGCUCACGGAUGAGGCGGAGCUGCAUGUUGUGAUUGGCGGAUCUGCGUACAGGAGCACCUGGAGGAACAAGCCAGAGGGCGGCGCUGGCAUCUAUCAUGGCGGAGUGCCUUUUGACGGUAGAGAAGGCGGCGUCGAAAUCAGGCUCAUCCGAGGCGGCAAAACCAUCAUGAGCGUGACUGGCCCAGACGUCGGACGGAAUUGCGGCAGCGAUGGCUACCACAACUUCAAUCCAAUCACGGGCGGCAAGAUGAUGGCGGUCACACGCAGUGUGAUGGUGCCGUCGCUUUCGAACCAGAUAUGCAUCGGUGGAUGGGGUGCCAACGACUUCAGCCGGCUCUGCAAGUUCACCUGCAGCUAUGGGUAUUGCCCCAAGGGUGCCUGUGUCUGCACCACGCUGGGCACGGAGUUCGAAUAUCCGAACGGAACUGGUCCUCCAGGAUACGCUCUUGAAGGCCGAGGCUCCAGUUAUGCCGGUCUUUGUUCGUCAGCCUGCUCGUAUGGAUUCUGUCCGGAGGAGGCAUGUGGCCUAACGGAGCAUCCGUUGAUCGAGCCCACGGUGUCACCCUUCCAGCCCCCGGCUUGUGUAUCCGGUACUGGCCCUGGCGACCUCGCCGCGCUUUGCAGUUUUACCUGCAGGCACGGAUACUGCCCUAUCGCCGCCUGCACGUGUUUGAGUCAGGGUGAGCUCGACUGGCUCGAUCCCACAAUUGACCUCAAGGCCGGCACCAUCAAGGACGACGGCCAUGGCUUGUGCGCUUUUGCCUGUUCAAGGGGCUAUUGUCCCUUCGACAAGUGCGUGCAGAGAGUCAUCGGAGACCAGGGCAGCCAGGAUGGCGGCGGCCGUGACAUCGGGAUGGUCAACCUCAAUCAGACGUGCUUCCGCAGCGAGAAGUGUGUCGAUAUUGAGGACGACAUCAACAAGCUUGGGUACUCCAAGGCCUGUGGACAGAGUUACAAGCGUGUCGGUUGGGACAAGAGCAUCUGCAGCGGUAUUGGGAGCAACUGGGGUCAGCCCAUCUGCUGCAAAGCAACAGACGCUCCGGAGAAGUGUAUGUGGAGAGGCAAUGGCGGCGACUGCAAUGGUUAA
Messenger RNA from Colletotrichum aenigma, 2136 nucleotides. It is a transcript of the gene Mutanase, whose product is annotated as Mutanase. The transcript has 2 exons. The record is from RefSeq and is a predicted model, not a curated record. Gene Ontology annotation, molecular function: glucan endo-1,3-alpha-glucosidase activity. Lineage: Eukaryota; Fungi; Ascomycota; Sordariomycetes; Glomerellales; Glomerellaceae. Gene Ontology annotation, biological process: mating projection tip cell wall disassembly. Bases 1 to 2136 code for a protein of 711 amino acids.